GCGAAGACUUGGACUGCAACAAAAUGGCGGACUGAAUACUGUAGCUUCCUGAAGAGGUUUCUCAUUUUACGAUCGAACUGUGAUAUAGAUUCUCAAAUACGGACUUUUAACUCAAGCCCACAUAACGGAAGUUGAGUUUGGAGCGAUGGCGUGUUACCUGAAGUGAAGAUUGAAGACGUUGUAGAAGAUGGACGACUCCUGCUAUGCUAAGAUGGCGACGUCAUGUAAAAGAGAACAUGAAAGAGAAUCUUCUAGCAAAUCUGAAGACGUCCAGCAGCUGAUUGCUCAUCCAGAAGAACGUUCUCCUCUGCUGCAUGGGGAGACAUCCACUUUGAAGCAGGAGGCUUCACAGCCCCCUCACAUUAAAGAGGAAGAGGAGGAACGCUGGAUCACUCAGGAGGGAGCGUGUCUUGUAGGGCCGGAGGAGGGAGCUGAUCUCACCAAGUUGCCACUGACUGGUGUCUCUGUGAAGAAUGAAGAUGAUGAAGAGAAACCACAAGCAGAGCACCUCUUAGCUCCACAGUCAGAAAGUGAGCAUGAGGACGAGGUUGAAGUAACUUUGAGCAGCGAUACAGACUGUGAAGGUGUUUGGAACCACAAACGCUCUGAACGUUCUGAAAAGAAGAGAGACGUCCGGCAGCUGAUUGGUCAUGCAGAAGAACUUCCCUCUCAGCCAGAGCGUCCACGGCCCCCCCACAUUAAAGAGGAAGAGGAGGAACUCUGGAUAACGGAGGAAGCUGAUCUCACCAAGUUGCCGCUGACGGUUGUCUCUGUGAAGACUGAAGAACAUGAGGAGAAACCGCAACAAGACAACCUCUUAGCUCCUGUAUCAGAUAGCGAGGCUGAAGACGAGGUUGAAGAACCUUUGAGCAGCGAUACAGACUGUGAAGGGGAUAUGAGGACUCACACUGACAACAAACACUCUAAAAAGAAGAGAGGUAAAAAAUGUUUGCGCUGCUCAGUUUGUGCUAAAAGCUUUACUAAAAAGUGCAAUUUGACUGAACACAUGAGAAUUCACACUGGAGAAAAAACGUUUGAUUGUUCAGAUUGCUCGAAAAGCUUUUCCGUCAAGAAACAUUUGAUUCAACACAUGCGAACGCACACCGGAGAAAAACCUUUUAAUUGUUCAGUUUGUGGUAAAGGCUUCACUCAAACGGGCAGUUUGACUCAACACGUGAGAAUUCACACGGGAGAAAAACCGUUUCAUUGUUCAGAUUGCCCUAAAAGCUUUUCCCUCAAGACACAUUUGAUUCAACACAUGCGAACGCACACCGGAGAAAAACCUUUUAAUUGUUCAGUUUGUGGUAAAGGCUUCACUCAAACGGGCAGUUUGACUCAACACAUGACAACACACACGGGUGAAAAACGAUUCACUUGUUCAGUUUGUGGUAAAAGAUUUUCUCAAAAGAGCGAUUUGACUGGACACAUGAGAACACACACAGGAGAGAAACCAUUUAAUUGUUCAGUUUGUAGGCAAGAUUUUUCUCAUAAAUCCCACUUGACAUCACAUAUGAGAAUACACACAGGAGAGAAACCAUUUAAUUGUGUAGUUUGUGGUAAAAAUAUUGCUCAUAAGAGUCAGUUGACAGCGCACAUGAGAAUGCAUACAGGAGAGAAACCCUUUAAUUGUUCAAUCUGCGGUCGACAUUUUUCUCUAAAGACCCAUUUGACAGCACAUAUGAGAACGCACACGGGAGAAAAACCAUUUAAUUGCUCAAUUUGCGGGCAGAAUUAUUCUCAGCAGUCCCACUUGACAGCACACAUUAGAACCCACACCGGAGAGAAACCAUUUAGUUGUUCAGUCUGCGGUAAAUGCUUUUCUCAAAAGGGCACUCUGACGGAACACACGAAAAUUCACACGGAAGAAAGACCAUUCAGUUGUUCAAUAUGCGGCAAAGCUUUCGCUUCAAAGAUCUGUUUAACCAAACACAUGGCAACUCACGCAGCAGACCAAAACUUUAACUGUUCAGUUUGCAGUAAAAACUUUUCUCACAAGAAAAGCUUGACUCGCCACAUGAGCACACACACAGGAGGUAAAACAUUCAAUUGUUCAGUUUGUGGCAAAAGCUUUUCUUACAACAGCAGUUUGACGCGACACAUGAGAACGCACGCAGCAGAUACAAGACUUGACAUGAUGGAUUAGAUAGAUUCAUUUUAGUCAGGUCAGUUCAUUUUAUUCCAUUCCUAACAUGCAUGCCAGAUUACAUUUGUGCACGAACUCAGGUUGACAGUUUUUCAUUUCAACACGUCCGAAACAGAGUAGGAAGAAGCAGAGCUCAGUAAAUCCCACCCCUUCUCAACUUCACAACAAUUCUCAGAACAAUAUAAAUCUAAAGUUGCAGGACUUCUUAAACUGUGUUGACUCUCUCCAGGCUUGAACAAUUUCCUGGCCACACGUUGGAAGCGUGUGAUUGUGUGCCUUAAACAUGACAACCGCUGGGUUUGGCUCCACUAGGUCGGGACAUUUCAAGGUGUUGUUUGAUGAAAAGUGGAUUUGUCGGUGCGUCAUAAUAGUCUGCUGGGUUGACAAUUCUAAUGGCUUUCUUUUGGAGCAAAAUGAUGCUAUCAAUAUUUGAUAUCUACCGUAUUUUCCGCACUAUUAGCCGCACCUAAAAACCACAAAUUUACUCAAAAGCUGACAGUGCGGCUUAUAACCCGGUGCGCUUUAUAUAUGGAUUAAUAUUAAGAUUCAUUUUCAUAAAGUUUAGGUCUCGCAACUACGGUAA
Molecule: messenger RNA, 2726 nt
Organism: Nerophis lumbriciformis (worm pipefish)
Lineage: Eukaryota; Metazoa; Chordata; Actinopteri; Syngnathiformes; Syngnathidae
Source: RefSeq, a predicted model, not a curated record